AGCGAGAGAGAGAGAGAGAGAGAGAGAGAGGAGGAGGAGGAGGAGGAGGAACGAAACCCUCGUCUCGAGGUCGAGCUGCGGUAGGGUUUACUGGUUUAGUGGGAUGGGAGGAGCCUCGCCGGCGAUAAAGCCUAUCGGCAAAUCAGUGGUGCACCGGAUUUGCUCGGGCCAAGUCAUUUUCGACCUCUCCUCCGCAGUGAAGGAGCUCGUGGAGAACAGCCUCGACGCCGGCGCCACCACCGUCGAGGUCGGCCUCAAGGCCUACGGCGAGGAGUGGUUCAAGGUCGCCGAUAACGGCAGUGGCAUCUCGCCCGGCAAUUUCCAGGCGCUCGCUCUGAAGCACCACACGUCCAAGAUAUCGGAUUUCUCCGAUCUCAACUCCGUGGUCACCUUCGGGUUCCGGGGGGAGGCGUUGAGCUCCCUCUGUGCAUUGGGGAAACUGACGGUCGAGACAAGGACUAAAGAUGAGUUGGUCGGCACACAUUUGGAGUUUGAGCACUCGGGCGUGGUGAUCAGUGAGAGGAAGAUUGCACGGCAAGUCGGGACCACCGUAACCAUCGAGAAACUCUUCUCCACCUUGCCGGUUCGGGGCAAGGAGUUUAGUAGGAAUAUCAGGAAGGAGUACGGGAAAGUGAUCUCCUUGCUACAUGCUUACGCCUUAAUUGCCAAAGGGGUCAGAUUACUUUGCACAAAUACUGUGGGCAAGAAUUCUAAAAUGGUGGUGGUUAAAACUCAAGGAAGCAGUUCACUGAAGGACAAUAUCAUUACGGUCUUUGGUUUGAACACUUUCAAAUGCCUGGAGCCCUUCAACCUGGCCCUCUCUGAAGGCUGUCAGGUAGAAGGUUUCCUUUCCAAGCCUGGACCGGGCACUGGUCGCAAUUCAGGAGAUAGGCAAUUCUUCUAUGUAAAUGGCAGACCCGUGGACAUGCCAAAGGUCACCAAACUUGUUAAUGAACUGUACAGGAGUUCCAAUUCCAGGCAAUACCCUGUGGCUGUCCUAAAUUUUUGCAUCCCAACCACAUCUUAUGAUGUGAAUGUCGCACCUGAUAAGAGGAAAAUUUUCUUCUCAUCUGAGCAUACUAUUUUGUUAUCUUUACGGGAGGCUAUUGAAAAUCUGUACAGCCCUCAACAGUGCAGUUUUUCCAUCAAUCACAUUGAAGAUCCUGAAAAGGUCAAUCACACUGAAGAUCCUGUAAAGGAAGAUGACCCUAUGAUUGAUGAACCUAUUAAAAGCACAUAUUUAAUGGACAAGGAAAAUGUUUCAUCGCCUGAAAAUGAUAACUGCAAGGAAGACACAGAUAGUGAUGAUCAGGACCCACUGAAGGAUCAGAAAGUGAGUUCUUCUGCGACAAGGGCAGCCACUGGAGCUGCAUCUAGAGACAUGAGCCCCUUGCCAAGGAGCCCAGACACUGAGGUUGAUAGAUCUCCUUGGUUUUCAGCAUUGCGGUAUGAGCAGCCAAAAAGACCCCGUGCUGAUUUUAAAAAUAAUCCAGUAAGAGAAAAUAAUGUUAGAACAGGGCUUGCUGCUCAAUCCUCCCCUUCAACUAUUGUUCAGUCUUCUCUUAUGAACUUUCUAUCACUAAACAAGAGGAAGCAUGAAGACAGUUGCAAUCUUAUUACUGAAGCUCCAGUGCUGAGAAGGGGUACAUGCUCAGGGCAAGUGAGAAGAACAAGUUUAGAAGCAAAUGCACCUGGUAUUUCAGAUGCCAACUCACUUCAGCAAAUUAGCCUGUGGGAUCAUUCUCCACAACCUUUUGUACCUAAGAGGACAGAAGUUUCAUUACAGCAUUCUGAACCUCCUAAUGUUGGGUCUCCUGGUACUGAAGCUCCAGUGCUGAGAAGAGGUACAUGCUCAGGGCAAGUGAGAAGAACAAGUUUAGAAGCAAAUGCACCUGGUAUUUCAGAUGCCAACUCACUUCAGCAAAUUAGCCUGUGGGAUCAUUCUCCACAACCUUUUGUACCUAAGAGGACAGAAGUUCCAUUAAAGCAUUCUGAACCACCUAAUGUUGGGUCUCCUAGUACUGAAGCGCAUCUCCUCAAUCCAUGUGAUGUCCACAGUACAGAAUUUGAUGCGGAUGAACAAAAUGGUCGACGCCUUUCAAAUUUUGGUGCUCCCGAUCAAUGUUUGAAGGAUACCGAACCCCCAAAUACACCGUCCAAUAUAACUUUACUUGAUGGUCAUGAUAAUGACACUUCGGUGUGCUCUACAUCAGUAUCUUAUUCAGUGCAGUUUACAAUUGAUAAGCUUAGGAGAAGAAGAAAACGCGGUUUUAUUGUAUCACAUGAAAACAGAGUCCAUUGUUCUGAGAAAACUGCAAGGUGUUAUAAAGCCGCAACACUGGAUAAUUAUGUACCAAAUGACGACGAGGGAAAAUCUAAUUAUUUAGCUGCAGCCACCAAUGAGUUGGACAGGUUUUUCAGCAAAGAUAAUUUUGGAGAAAUGAAGGUUGUUGGGCAGUUUAAUCUCGGUUUUAUCAUCGGAAAGCUGGAACAAGACCUAUUUAUUGUAGAUCAGCAUGCUGCUGAUGAGAAGUACAACUUUGAGAGCCUGUCACAGUCAACAACGUUAAACAUACAGCCUCUUCUUCAGCCACUGAGACUUGAACUUUCACCGGAGGAAGAAGUUAUCGUAUCUAUGCACAUGAACACUAUCAGAAAAAAUGGUUUUGUUUUAGCAGAAGAUUUGCAUGCUUCUCCUGGCAGUCAUUAUCUUUUGAAAGCUGUACCGUUUAGUAAAAAUAUUACAUUUGGUGUUCAAGAUGUGAAGGAGCUGAUUUGCAUGCUUUCUGACAGUCAAGGUGACUGUUCAAUAAUUAGUAGCUAUAAGAUGGAUAAAACUGACUCUGUUUGCCCUUCGAGGGUUCGUGCCAUGUUCGCUUCGAGGGCUUGCCGAAUGUCUACUAUGAUUGGCGAUCCACUGACGAAAACCGAAAUGAAGAAGAUACUGAAAAAUCUGACAGGACUAAGGUCCCCUUGGAAUUGCCCGCACGGGAGGCCGACAAUGCGGCAUCUUGCAGAUCUGACUAGUAUAAGGUUCAAAGAAGCAAAUUGAAGCGGUGCUGAGAAGUUUCAUUGCGUAAAAGGAAGAAAAUCCAUUGACGCUCAUGAGGAUUUUAUCGGCAACUCCUUGGGUUCACGGGAAUAUGGCAGGAUCUGGGGUGACGUUUUGACAAUUGUUCAAGUGACUGGCGGUCGCGUGGCUUGUUUUCCGCUGCUACGGAGAGCCCGCUUGGAAUAUCGUUUCCCCUCCUUAAAACAUUGGCUGGUUAGAAAACGUCGGGUAGGCUUGUAAGAGGUGGUUGGUUCAUUGUAUUAGGCCUGUAAUGUUUACGCUUGUAUCCUCGUUUAGGCUCGUAAUCAGCCGAUUUAUGGUUGCUGCUGUUAUACACCUGUGAGCUAAAUGCAGUUGUAUAAAGUUACACCAGUUCUAAA
Molecule: messenger RNA, 3432 nt
Organism: Aegilops tauschii subsp. strangulata
Lineage: Eukaryota; Viridiplantae; Streptophyta; Magnoliopsida; Poales; Poaceae
Product: DNA mismatch repair protein PMS1
Biological process (GO): mismatch repair
Cellular component (GO): MutLalpha complex
Molecular function (GO): ATP-dependent DNA damage sensor activity; ATP binding; mismatched DNA binding
Source: RefSeq, a predicted model, not a curated record